Messenger RNA from Pygocentrus nattereri (red-bellied piranha), 5171 nucleotides. RefSeq names its product capping protein regulator and myosin 1 linker 2 (gene carmil2). Gene Ontology annotation, molecular function: protein binding. Gene Ontology annotation, cellular component: plasma membrane; lamellipodium. The record is from RefSeq and is a predicted model, not a curated record. NCBI's taxonomy places the organism in Eukaryota, Metazoa, Chordata, Actinopteri, Characiformes, Serrasalmidae. Gene Ontology annotation, biological process: cell migration; regulation of Arp2/3 complex-mediated actin nucleation.
CCUCUCUUGCACCCUAUUCCCGCACACGGAGCGCAGCAGGUACGAUGGCUUCGCAGGCAGAGGUUCCCUUCUGUCUGAAAGAUGCCAUUAUUCAGCUGUUGAGGCCUCAGAAAGUCCGGUUUAUGAGGCUUGUGCAACUUAACCAAUCCAGGGACCGGUCAGAAGGCAGAGUUCUAGUAAUGACUCAGUGGAGGGCUCACAUGUUCCACAGCAAGCAACCAGUGAAGGUGGAGAGUUCCUUCAGCUAUCUGGAGAUUUACGCCAUCAUCAUUGAGAGUCUUGAGCAGGUAAUUAUUGAAACAGACAGGCAGAUUUACUCUCUCAGCCUGAUGUCGAUGGAAGACCUGGAAGCCAUGGUCAGUCAUGUGACCGCCUCGCUCAAGAAAGUUUUCCCAGAUUCGUCCCCAGGGAAGCUCUUGAAGAAGAUUCCUCCUGAGCUUCAGGACAGAUUGUGUUCUCUGAGCUCCAGAGUUGAGGAGCAGCUGAAUGGAGCUCAUGGGCCUUGCGGGGGUUUCUCUGACACCUAUGCUGCACUGUGUGAUUUCAACGAGUUCCAAUGUCGCGAGGAAGUCCAGUGGGAUGUGGACAAUAUUUACCAUGUUCAGAAUUGUCGGGAAUUCAACCUCUUAGACUUCAGUUAUUUAGACAGCCGAGAUUUAGCGUUGGCUGUAGGUGCUCUUUCCUUCAAUCAGUGGUUUACCAAGAUCUGCAGCAAGGACUUCAAAUUGACACUAGAUGUGCAGGAGCAGGUGAUCUACCUCAUUAACAGGUCUACAGCUCUGCAGGAGUUGUGCUUGGAGGCAGGCGGACUCAAAGCGGAUUUUGUUGUAAAGUUGGCCUGUGCUCUGCGAGAACAGCCUGCCUCUGCACUCCAUGUCAUCAACUUGUCUGCUAACUCCAUAGAAGACAAAGGUGCAAUGUCACUCAGUCAGAGUUUGGCGCGACUGCCCAAUGGUCUCAGUCAGCUUUAUCUCUCCAAAGUCUCUCUGUCUUCUAAAGGACUGGGCAGUAUAGCGAAUAUGCUCUAUCAGACCAAAUCUCUCUCCAACUUACUGACCCACCUGGACCUGAGUGGAAACACAGGGUGUUUGGCUACAGAGGAUGCCAUGAAUCUCUUCAAGUUCCUGUCUGCCCAAAACAUUGUGUCCCAUCUGGACCUCAGCUCCACUGAUUGUCCUCUGGAUGCACUCUUUGUGUCUCUCUCUACUGGCUGUUACACUACUCUGUCCUACCUCAGCCUCUCCAGAAACCCCUUCUCACAUAGGAAGGUGCGGGAGGUGACACGCAGUGUAAGAGACUUCUUCACUAAGAGCAUGAAGCUGAAGUAUGUUGGGCUGGCUGGCACUAAACUACCUCCAGAUGCCCUCAGGUUACUGCUCCAGGGUCUGGCCACCAACAGUUAUCUCUCUGAACUGGAGCUGGAUAUCAGCAGCUGUGAACUGAGGUCCAGUGGAGCUCAGGUAAUUCAGGAGCACAUCUUUGAGACCAAGGCCAUUGGCAGCCUAGAUCUGUCUGACAACGGCUUUGAGCAUGACAUGGUGACUCUUGUACUCUCUAUUGGCCGGAGUCACUCUAUACGACACUUGGCCCUUGGACGCAACUUUGCCAUGAAGUCUAGAGCUCUGACUGAUGUUCUGCACAGAAUUGUACAGCUCAUUCAGGAGGAGGAGUGUCCUUUGGAGUCUUUGUCUGUGAGCGACUCCAAGCUGAAGACGGGCACCACCAUCCUCAUCAACAGCCUGGGUAGUAACUCCGGCCUCUCCAAGAUCGACAUCAGCGGCAACUGCAUCGGAGACACAGGCGCCAAGAUGCUAGCCAAGGCUCUGAUGAUCAACACCAAACUCAAAACACUCGUCUGGGAUAGAAACAGCGUUUCUGCUACAGGUUUUAUGGAUGUGGCCAAUGCACUGGAGAGGAACACCACACUACUGCACAUGUCCAUUCCAAUGAGUGAUAUGGCUCAAUCCUACCGCUCAACCAGAGAAACCGAGGAGGCAAUGCAGAAGAUUCAGACAUGCUUACGUAGGAACAGUGAAAGGAUAUUCACAACACCUGAUGAAAUGCUGAAUCUGCAGCAGGGUCUGAAGACCAGCCGCUCGGAACAGCUUGUGCAGCACGUCUGUCAGAAACUUCAGGAGACCAUGAGGCCUCUUUCCUGCUACAACAUCCAGGAAGUUCAGAGUGACAUCCUGUCUGCAGAAGAAGCCCUCCAGCAUGCCAGGAUAGCCAUUACAUCACUACCCAGGCUUUAUGAGUUGGGGAGGUCGCCCCCUGCUGGUUCCACAGUGCAGCACAUCCUGGAUGACGCAGCCAGAGCUAUAACCAGUGAGCUGACCGAAGAAAUCCAGGAGCAGGCACAGAUGAUGCUGCAGUUUGCCCAGGCAGUCUGCCCUCGAGUCGUCCAGAGAACGAGUGUUAGCGAGCAGCUGGCCAACCGCGUGGCCACCAAAACACGACAGGCCACCCACUUCAUCCACAGCACAGUGCAGCAGGCAGAGAACAGCAUCAGGGAAAAGCUCAGUGAACUGAAAGUAUCAGUCAGCGUCUCUCUAGUGGAGAGUAUCAUUGAGGAGGUUCUGCAAGACUUGUCAGUGGCUCAGCAAAAACUGGAUAAGCAUUUAAAAGAAUACUCCCAGCCUUUCAGCAGUAAGACCAAUGUGCCUCAGCUAAGAGUGGUGGAGAACGAGUUCCCUACUGAUGAGUAUGUGCCUGUCAUGUGGAGGAACAGUUUCUGCACGCGGAGUAUCCGGCCAGCCCCUUCGGUCAAAAGUCUGUUGGAAGGGGAAGGCGAGCAGCAGGCUCGCGCGAGUGCGCAUUCCCAGCAGGAGGUGGAGGAGCGUGAGAGAGCGCGAGCGAGGGAGAGAGAGAGAGGAGGGGGAGGGGCUCAGGGCUCCAGGCUGACAGCUGAGGAGAGGAGGCGGAGCCUGACGUUCUCCUCUUCGUUGGUGACUGGCCUGUCUGUCAUGACAGCUGUGGGUGGGGCCAGAACCUUAGGCCCCGCCCAGCCAGGGAUGGGGGCGGGGCCUGUCGGCUCUGGCUGUGGAGCGGCGGCGGGCAGCAACAGCACACAGCCCCGGCGUCCGGAGCCCGCGUCUACUCAGCCCCCUAUGGACCUGCCCAUCGAAGGCCAAACGCUGAGGCACUACACCCGCUCACGGCCCAGACCAAACCGCCGCAACAGGCAACCGCCCAGCAAGCCUCAGGAGCAGGCAGCUGAGAGUGAGAAUGAAGCCAAUGAGAAUAUGGGGAGAGUGGAUGAGGGCGUAGAGGAGUUCUUCACCAAGAAGAUCAUCCCUGAUGACCCCCUAAAGCACCAGAGGGAGGAGCCCCUCAAUAAAGCACAGCCUGCAGAGUCCACGUGUGUCACAACCACCCCUCCUACCACCACCACCACCACGACCCCCACACCCUCCACAGCCCCCUCAAAAAAUAUUAAGAAGAAGUUUGGCGACUUUUUUGCCUUUAAGAAGGUCCGUGCUGGUCGAGGAGCCAAAGGUGAGGGUGCCCCGGAGGGAAAGGUCAAAAAGACUUCAAUAGCAGACCUCAUCCGACCCCUCCGGGAAGCGGCUCGGGCCGAGAAAGAGCGUGAGAAGGAAAGGGAAAGGGAGAAGGAGAGGGAGCGAGAGAAGGGGAGAGAGAAGGAGAAAGAGAAAGCAGAAGAGGAUAGCAUCGUCAAGGCACCCACCACAACUCCCACCAUCACAGAUUCAGCCCUCACAGCACCAGCCGUAGAUGACAAAAUGGCACCUAGAUCACCCUCACCUCUUCUCAUGCCCAUCCUUGCCCCAUCAGCUGCCUCUGCCUCCACCCCUAUCCCUCCAGCCUCCUCACCUGCCAAAACUGAAGAGGCCCCAGCAUUGUCCCCUGCUGCACCCACUUCCCCCACAAAAACCCCCAGCCCGGUAGCAGCCGUGUCACCCUCGGAGCGGGAGAAGAGCCGGACCCCCGAUGGGGAGAGAAGGCCCAAGCCUACACGACGCUCGCUCCGAGAGGGCAAAUCUCAGUCCCUCAUCCUGCUUACGGGGCUGGAGCCAGAACACGAUGCUGCGGUCAUACAGGCCAAGAAACAUGCAUCUGAAAGUUCCUCCAGUUUUGAACAGCGGAUUCAUGGUUUGCUUCACCGCAUAGGGGUCACCAAGACACCUCCAUCCGACUCCAAAACAAGCCAGAGCAAAGACGAGGAGCUGAGGAAAGCCAACUCAGAGGGAGCAAUACUAGACAGUAAACCGGAGCCUCCACCCACCUACAUGAAGCCUCGCACAAUGUCCACCUCCUCAGACACCAGGCGACCAGGCAGAGGAGGCAAUGUGGAGUCACUCCGUGCAGACCGCCCACCUCUUCCAGAGCGACCCAUAGGUCCUCUGCCCCCCAAACCAGCCCUCAAGCCCACCUUAAUCCCACCAAGUGAGACCCCUGCAGCCUCUCGGACCAUUACACCUGCUCCCAGGCAGCCCAGCCCCUCUCCGGAUGCCCAGCCACUGGCAGUGGAGACUGGACCAUCCACCCAGGCACAGACGAAAGAGCCCCCGACCCCUUCACCCCGCAAAGAGACUCCGCCAGCCCCAUCGCCCCGCAGGGUGCUUAGCACAGACGUUCGCGAGAGAGCAGAGAGAGCACAGUCCGUCACUGAAGAGACCCUCCCUAAACCACGGCCCCGCAUGAAGCCCUCACCCCAACGUCGUGCGGUCUCUGUUCAUGAGGACACCCUACUCCAGCACGCUGCCCUACUCGACCCUGAGGAAUUGAAAGCUGCAUUGCCACGUCUGCAGAGGUCACCGGUGCGGAAGAGGGUGAAUCUCGGGGAACUGGAGCCCUGCUCUGAGGAUUUACCUGAGGGUGAAGAAGCUAAGACAGAAGGGAGGGGAGAUGGCAGGGGACAGGCCGGCGAGACAGGCAGCACUACAGUCAGCGAGAGCCCACCAGAAGCCAGUGUGGUGGGACCCGGAGAGGACAGGAGCCGGCAGGAGCUGGGGGAGAUGGUGUCAGAGCAAGAUCAGCAGCACACAGCGCAGGGAGAAACAUCAGACCAAAGAACUGAAACCCCUUCACCUGAGACUAACAUGGACUGACCCCCUGCGCGCAAUCUAUUUUCUAUCAUGUCUACCUUUGCCUUGCACGUCAGAUUAUGUACAAAAGAAUGGAUUAUGAACAAAUGCGUUUUAAAAAAAAAA